This is a messenger RNA of Phaedon cochleariae (mustard beetle), 804 nucleotides long. The record is from the annotation of a GenBank genome assembly. Lineage: Eukaryota; Metazoa; Arthropoda; Insecta; Coleoptera; Chrysomelidae.
AUGUCUGUGGUGCUGAAGAACUUAUAUCAUGGGUAUUUUUGGAUUUUCGAUGAAUUAUCAGAUGUCAGGACCAGCAACUUACUAUUCAGUUCACCAUUUAGCAUCAUAGCAGUGAUGGUUAUUUAUGUCCAUGCCGUAAAAAUAUGGGGACCAAAAUUGAUGGAAAAUAGACAACCGUAUAAUAUCAAGAAUAUCAUUAUGACCUAUGAUAUUUUACAAAUUCUAUUGAAUACUUACAUCUCUGUACAAGCACUUCGUCAGGUUGCAAUCAUUCAAAUCGAUUGUGGAGCUAUAGAUUGGUCUGAUAACCCUAAAUCUCUAGAACAACUAUCUAUUAUGAAAUACUUUUUCGGUUUGAAGUUGGUGGAUCUGGUAGAAACGAUUUUCUUCGUGCUGAGAAAGAGUUAUAGGCAAAUCAGCUUCCUACACGUUUAUCAUCAUGCUGGUAUGGUGUUAUGCUCCUAUCUGGGUUUCCGAUUUUUCGGCGGUGGCCUGAGCCUAUGGCUUCCCAUGCUUAAUGGAUUCGUCCACGUUGUUAUGUUCGUCUACUACUUUCUGACUGCUGUUGAUAGCAGUUGGAAACAAAGCACUGCUUUCAAAAGGACACUCACUCAAAUACAACUGAUACAAUUCGGUGUAUUCAUUGUUGUAUACGGAAGUGUGUUCUUCAGGAAAUGCGAGUAUCCCAGCUUCGCCUGCUAUCUCUUCGUUCCCCAAAAUGUGUUCAUGAUAUUAUUAUUUGGUGACUUUUAUUUGAAAACUUAUGUGUUCAGUAAAUCUAAGAAUGUGAAAAAUGCGAAAUGA